Molecule: messenger RNA, 1364 nt
Organism: Abrus precatorius (Indian licorice)
Lineage: Eukaryota; Viridiplantae; Streptophyta; Magnoliopsida; Fabales; Fabaceae
Product: 21.7 kDa class VI heat shock protein
Exons: 2
Coding region: 26-598 (190 amino acids)
Source: RefSeq, a predicted model, not a curated record
AAUUGUUCAGUCUCUCUAAGCAUCAAUGACUAGUUCUAACAAGAAGCUUGAAGUUCAAACAGAAGAUCAAACUCCACAUAAAUGGUGUGUUUCACUAGGAGAAGAGAUUUUCAAAAGAUUCUUCAGCCAGACUAAUCCAACAGUGCAUAAGGUUUUUGCUGAUGGAUCACUUUUCAGUCCAAUGCUAUUUGGGAAGUUCUUUGAUCCUUCUGAUGCCUUCCCUCUGUGGGAGUUUGAGUCAGAUGUUUUGUUGUCUCAUCUAAAGAGUUCCAGCCAAAGCACUGUGGAUUGGCAUGAGACAGAUGAAGGCUACAUACUAAAAGCAGAAAUACCAGGAACUGGGAAAAAUAACAUUCAAGUCCAUGUUGAUAAAGGGAAGGUUGUGGAAAUUAGUGGACAGUGGAAGCAGCAAAGAGACUCAAGUGAUUGGAGGUGUGGCCAUUGGUGGGAAUAUGGAUAUGUACGAAGGCUUGAGAUGCCAGAGGAUGCAGAUUGGAAGAAUAUAGAAGCAUAUAUAUAUAAUGACAUAUUUUUAGAAAUACGAAUUCCAAAGAGCCAACAGGCUUGUGAUCUUUCUCAGGGAAAGGAUGUGGCUUAACCAAUUGAAGAAGCAGUUUAAAUUCAAGAGAAUAACAGGUUAGAGCUACUAGAGUUUGUCACAGUCUAGUAGCAACUUCGAUGCAAAUUGAUAUCAAACAUUUUAAAAGUUAUAACUCUCAAGUAUAAACCUAAUAUCAGUCAGCAUGAGAAGGAUGAUGUAAAACAUAUAUAGAUAUAUAUCAAAAGAAGGGAAUAAAAAGAAAAUUGAGAUGUAUAAAAUGCUGUGUUUUUUUUUUUUUUAAUAUUAAGCUGUUUAUUAAUUGUUAUUUGAUUGACAGUGAUCAUUGAAAGAACAGAGCAAAGGACUUUACUUAUAUAGUAAAGUUGGGAGGAAUAUGAGGAAUAACCAAUGCAAUAUCAUGUCUAAAAUCCUGAUCUCCAUCCUCUUCAACUACCACAGCAUAAAUUUCCUUUGAGAGUUUCAAGUUUCAGAGAAAAUACAUAGAAAAAAAGUUGAAAACGUCUUUACCGUUACAUGCGAAGAAAACAAGGAACAUUGUUUCAGUGCUAGGUAUAAAAUAGUGGGUCUUGUUUUGUUUCUGUAGAAACACAACAAAUUGGUGAGAAUCAUUUGAAAAACAGUAAAGAAGACAGAGUCUGUGUAUAAGCGAAGACCAAUCCCCAAUUUUCAGAAGAACAGGCAACAAAAUAGCAUUUGAUAACACUACCAAAAUUUUAUGCACUAGAAGUUACAUAAACAUUUGUUUCAUCAUGCGUGCAGGGAACAUGAUGCAAUAGAUAAAGUAGGUACUUACUCAUUCUUA